Oldenlandia corymbosa var. corymbosa is the source of this 1386-nucleotide messenger RNA. Lineage: Eukaryota; Viridiplantae; Streptophyta; Magnoliopsida; Gentianales; Rubiaceae. The record is from the annotation of a GenBank genome assembly.
ACUUCGGUUUCUUCUGUGACUGUUUCGAGCAUGUCCACAGUAGAAAUGGAGGUUUUCUCCAAUGCCCAACUCAUCAUCAUGACCUUUCUAAUGUUCCUUGGAGGUGAAGUCUUAACUUCUUUGCUUGCUCUUCAAUUCAUGAAGCUCAAGAGAACCAAAGACCCAAAAAUAGCCAAUACACAAAGCGAUGAUAAUUUGGAUCAAAUUGAGCUUGGAGUCAUUAAUCUCUCGGUUGUUCUUGAAAACGACCAAAAAUCUUUGGAGGGUCAUCAUCAUCAUCAUCAUCAAAAUCAAGAUCAGGAUUUGAUUACAAUAAAUAGUAAAAAUAUCGCUUUUGAAAAUAUCUUAGCUUCUAUUGUUGUUUGCUACCUCUUAUUAGUACAUUUUCUUGGAUCUACUUUGAUCUACACAUAUUUUGAAAUUAUCUCAAAUGCAAAGAAAGUUCUGAGGGAAAAAGGGCUGAAUUUGGCAACAUUUUCUAUAUUCACAACAGUUUCCACCUUUGCUAAUUGUGGGUUCAUCCCAACCAAUGAAAAUAUGAUGAUUUUCAAGAAGAAUUCUGGCCUUUUACUCAUCAUCAUCCCACAAGUCCUCCUAGGAAACACAUUAUAUCCAGCUUGCCUUCGUUGCUUCAUGUGGCUAUUGCACAAGACCACGAAAAGACCGGAGCUGAAAUACAUCCUUAAGAAUCCCAAAGUCCUAGGAUAUGAUCAUCUGUUCACCUCUCUACAUUCCAAGUCUCUGGCCGUUACGGUUGCUGGUUUUGUGGCUGUUCAGUUUUCGGUUUUCGGGGUUUUGGAAUGGAACUCUGAGGCCACUUCUGGAAUGAGUGGAUAUCAAAAAGUGGUUGGGUCGUUGUUUCAAGUUGUAAAUUCAAGGCAUUCCGGUGAAUCCGUGUUCGACCUUUCCUUGAUCAGCCCAGCAAUGAUUGUCAUAUUCGUUAUUAUGAUGUAUUUGCCUCCAUACACUUGCUUUUUACCAACUGAGGAUGCCAAAACCUCAUCAACUGAAGCAGAUGAGGCAGAAACUGCCACCGACCGGAAAAGGAAUAUCAUUUCCUACCUAUUUUUUUCACAACUAACCUACUUAGCCAUUUUUAUUAUUCUCGUCUGCAUUGCUGAGAGAGAAAAACUGAAAGAAGACCCUCUCAAUUUUAGCUUGUUGAAUAUAGUUGUUGAAGUCAUCAGUGCCUACAGAAAUGUUGGCUUCUCAAUGGGCUACAGUUGUAAAAGACAAAUAAAAGCUAAUGAAAGUUGCAAAGAUGCGUCAUACGGAUUCGCUGGAAAAUGGAGCAACAAAGGCAAAUUAAUUCUCAUCGUUGUGAUGUUCUUUGGAAGGCUUAAAAAGUUCAACCUGGAAAGCCAUAAAGUUUGGAGAAUGCAAUAA